Salvia miltiorrhiza (redroot sage) is the source of this 2993-nucleotide messenger RNA. RefSeq lists its product as uncharacterized. The transcript has 5 exons. The record is from RefSeq and is a predicted model, not a curated record. Gene Ontology annotation, molecular function: zinc ion binding; DNA binding. Lineage: Eukaryota; Viridiplantae; Streptophyta; Magnoliopsida; Lamiales; Lamiaceae. Bases 105 to 2759 code for a protein of 884 amino acids.
UUGAUAGAGUUUUUUAUUGCUUUGUAGGGUAGUGUUUAUCUUCCUUUUCUGCUGCACGUGACAGAUAUAGUGGUCCUCACUUUUCAAGGUCAAAGGGAAUCAGCAUGAGUUUUCCAGAUCUAAUUACUGUUAGAGUGCAUUUUGGUGGAAAAUUUGAGGGAGAAACGAGCUACAUAGGUGGUGAACUUGAUAUUCUAGAAGAAUGGGAUUGGUAUUCGUGGACCUUUCCUGAUUUAGUUGACGGGUAUGUUGAACCGGGAUGCCAUGAUCUUAUGAAAUUUGCUUUUAAAGUUAAGAGCACAGACGACCUUAUCUUCUUCAAAGACGAAAAUGAAUAUCGGACCAACAUAUAUAACUGUGUUGAUAUGGAAAAUAAGCGUCUUGAUAUUUAUGUUGACUGUAGGAGUUUGGUUGAUAAUAUUGAUGAUGCUUUGGAUCCUAAUGAUGGGUUUAACGAUUUUGAUGUUGAUGGUGGAAAGCAUAUGAAUACUGAGGAUGAUAUUGAAGGUUUGGAGAGUUUAGAACCAAUUUCUGGGAAGGGUUUUGAGGGCUUGCAAGUUGAUGUGGUGAACGAAAUGGGUUCCGUUUAUGAGGGCGGGGAUUUGUCCGAAUAUGAUAAGUCCGAUGAUUCCAUUUAUGAAGAUGAAGAUGCCAAGAAAAUUGGAAAUAUGGUAAAAAAUUUGCAAUACGAUAAGGAUUGUGAUCCUAAGACUCUAAAAUUGCAACUUGGCAUGCGAUUCGCUGAUGUAGCAGAAUGCAAGGAGGCGGUGAAGUUGUGGGCGAUUGUGAAUGGGCAUAACAUAAAAUGGGUAAAAUCUGAAGCCGACAGAAUACAAGCAAAGUGUGAGCCAGGCUGCCCAUGGAAAUUGUAUGCUAGCAAAUUGACUCGUGAGCCAACAUGUGUUAUCAAGAGAUAUGUCGGAAAACACGAAUGUGUGAGGCCAAUCCACAAUAGACAAGUCACUUCAGCAUGGAUAGCAGAUCGCUUUUUAGAACAUCUCAAAACUAAUCCUAUGUUGAAGGCCCUCGAAUUGCAACGUGAAUUGAGAAAGAAAUAUCAAGUUCGAGCUCCACUCUUGAAGUGCUAUAGGGCGAAGAAAAAAGCCAUGGACAUUAUACAUGGAACCCUUGAGGGCCACUAUGCGAAGAUUCGAUCAUACCUUAUGGAGUUGCAAAAAAGAGAUAGAGAGGGCACUUUCUUAUUGAAGACAUACUUGAACCAUGAAGAAAAACCAGUUUUUCAGCGGGUGUACUUGGGUUUUUCAGCACUUCGUAAAGGUUUCUUCAUUGGAUGUCGAAGGUUUAUAUCAUUUGAUGCUUGCUUUCUAAAGACCACUAUUGGAGGGGCUUUACUUGCUGCAAUAUCAAAGGAUUGCAAUCAUAAGAUGUAUCCACUAGCUUGGGCAGUUGUGGAGAAAGAGAAUGAAGAGACGUGGAUGUGGUUUAUGGAGAAGUUGUUUGAGGACCUUAGGAUCAUUGAUGGAUUUGGAUGGACCUUUAUGAGUGAUAAGCAAAAGGGGUUGAUUAAUGCAGUCCAUACAUUGGCGCCAAAUGCUGAGCACCGACAUUGUGCUCGACAUAUUUAUGCAAAUUGGAAGAAAAAAUGGCCAGGGGUGAAGUUUCAAAUCCUUUUCUGGAAUAUAGUGAAAAGCACUUGCAUGUCCGAUUAUAAUGCACAGUUGGCUGAACUGAGGGCAGAAUCUAGCGAUGCGGCUGAGGACUUUUUGAUUCAAAAUCCUAAAAGUUUUUGUAAGUCUCACAUCAACUCUUACAACAAGUUGGACAUUGUCGAUAACAAUAUAUGUGAAUCUUUUAAUAGCUACAUACUUAAGUUCAGGGAUAGUCCUUUGAUUGACAUGCUUGAUGGGAUAAGAUUGUUGCUAAUGAGAAGGUUAUAUGAUUUGCAUAAACUUUCCGAAGGUCGAAAAGAUGUCUUGUGUCCCAACAUUAGGAUUAAAUUAGAGCAUGAUUUGAAUGAAAUCAAACAUUGUGACGUUGCACCGGCUGUUGGCGGGAAGUAUGAGGUACAAAAGUAUAAUGACACACAUAUAGUCGAUCUAGUUGAGAAGGAAUGCAGUUGUCGAUAUUGGGAGCUCACGGGUUUACCUUGUUGUCAUGCUUUGGCAUGCAUUGUCCAUUGUAGGGAAGACUAUGCGAAGUUUGUUGAUGUGUUUUACCAUAGUUCUAAUUGGCAAUCAUGUUAUAAGAAUGGUUUGCAACCAAUUCAAGGAGAAAAAGAAUGGCCUCUUGUGAAUGAACCACCUGUGCUCCCACCACAAUAUCAAAAACAGCCCGGUAGGCCCAAAAAAGUAAGAAAACGAGGACAUGAUGAACCGAAAAAGGUUGGAGACUUAUGCUUGUCCAGAAAAGGGAAGGUGAAAAUGUCUUGUAGCAAAUGUGGUGGCUCUGAUCACAAUGUUAGGACAUGUAAAGCAACCACUUCUCAAAAGAUAACACAGCCGAAGAAGGCACGAGGAAGACCAAGGAAAGAUGCAUCUAAUUCAAGGAAAGAUGCGUCUAUCUCAGGUUCUUCUUCAACGUUGGUUGAUCAGCCAACAAGAUCAAGGUCGAGAGGGAGACCAAGGGGAAGUACUUCAAACCAAGAAAGACCAACAACAGUGAGCUCAGGCCUUGGUUUGUUGCACACUGAUACUGGAAAUGUGUAUCUUAUGCCUUCAAUUGGACGAAGAGUACACGUUAUGAAUGAACUACGUUCUAGUCAAAGCUCUCAAGUCAUCGACGCCCAAACACCUCCGUGAUCGUGGAAGCAUUUUGUUGAGAGUUUUUUGCUGAACUAAUUUUUUGUUGAAAAGGUGUUGGUGAACAAGUUUUGUCACAAGUUUUUGACUGCAAAAAGGAAAACUCAAUUAUUUCUCAAUGGCUCAACUAUUAAUUCUAAUUACUGGAUAGCAUGUUGCUGAAGAUUUUGUGACAUAUGAAUGGUCUGAAAUUGAGAUAAUGAUUAAGGUUUAUGGUGUUUUUGUUGUCAUGAA